AGCCCCUGAAACCACGGCGUCUGCUCCGGGCGGCGUCCCUGGUCCCCGGGGGCCAUGGGCCGGGUCUCGGGGCUCGUGCCUUCGCGCUUCCUGACGCUGCUGGCACAUCUGGUGGUGGUCAUCACUCUCUUCUGGUCGCGGGACAGUAACAUCCAGGCCUGCCUGCCUCUCACCUUCACUCCCGAGGAGUACGAGGAGCAGGAUGUCCAGCUGGUGGUCGCUCUUUCGGUCACGCUGGGCCUCUUUGCAGUGGAGUUGGCCGGCUUCUUCUCAGGAGUUUCCAUGUUCAACUGCACCCAGAGUCUCAUCUCCAUCGCUGCGCACUGUAGUGCCUCCGUGGCUCUGUCCUUCUUCAUCUUCGAGCGCUGGGAGUGCACCACCUACUGGUACAUCUUUGUCUUCUGCAGGUGAGGUGUUUGGCGACGGGGGAGGAAGGUUUACCUGGAUUCUGAAGCGCCCUCCCGGCUGUCACGGAAAUGGCAUUAUUCGUCGCUGUCUUUGGACUGAAAAAGAAACCUUUGUGAUCACCUUCAGGAGGGAAAUGGAGGCACCCAGCUGGAGGAGGGCCAAGCAGGAAGGCAAAAUUUCUCCCUUAUUUGAAACGGAUUUUGGACUUUAUCAGGAAUCUAGGGCCACAGGUAUUUUAUUUAGUCCCUUUUGAAAACACGUACUGUACUUUAUGAUAUCACAACUUAAUGGUAACAUUUUUCAAACCAUAUCAUCUUGGAAGGAAUGUCCUCCCUUUAAAAACAAACAAACAAACAAAAAACAAACCAAUUACAGGAGACCAAACGACCCAUGUUUAAUGUUUAAUCACAAGCAAAAUCGAGGAGGGGCAGGAAUGCUGGACAAUGGGAGCCAAACAACAGAAUGGAAAUACAGUCAUUAGAAUUGGGACACACUGCGAAUAUUGUAACCAAUGUCAAGGAGCAGUUUGUGCAACAAUGGUUAAACGGGAAUCUAAUUCGCUAUAUAUAGUCUGCCCUAAAACACUAUAUAUAUAUAUAUAUAUAUGUUUAAAAGACAUAAAAAUGUCAAGGGUGAAUCUGGCUGGCCAAACUACUGAAAAAAACACUGUUUUCCACCCUUGCAGACCUUAGAAUUGUAGAUAUCGCUUUUAUUUCGAUGAUUACGGUAGCCCUCUGGCGGAGGCGGGUGGGCGGUAAUAUGUAAAUAAGGGAUACACGUGGCUCCUAUUCCUCCAGCACGUACGGGGCAUAGAGCAUUCUGGGAGGGAUUGGUUUAUUCCUUUUCGGGAAGCCAAAUUAAAAAUAGAGAUAGAUAUUAAGAGAUUAGCAGAGAAAGGUAGCUAGAUAAGUGGAGAAAAGUAAGUAGGAGUAGGUUGCUUGAGCUAAGGAGUUUUAAACUCACCCUAGAUGAUAGCGGAAUCUGUUUCACUGAGUACAGGAUGGCACUAUGUUACAAUUUAUCGUCAGUAAGGUUAAUCCUUACCUGUUCCUCCUUUUGGAGAACAGAGAUAAAAUGAUGAUUGGAGCUCUCAUGAUACGUGAUUAGCGUCUCCGUGUGAGCAGGACUUGCAACAUCCUGUUUGCUCCUAUCUGAUUUUCUGACGAUCGAGUUUUUAAGUUGACGGUAUUGGGUAGGAUUUUAUGGUUUAACUUUGUUUUCAGUGUGGUUUCCUUACAGGAAACAUCGUCUUAUGGCCUUUUUAGUAAGUAAAGAAGUUUUGCGUGAGCUGUGGCCCUUUUGCAGGGCUUACUUGGUUUGUAUCAGUAGUUGUCUGUGGUUUAAGAUUUUGCUGUUGGACUUCGAUUUUAAAGACGUCGAUGUGUCUGGGAGGGACUCUAGCAAUGGCGCUCUUAAAAUUCUCCUUUAAGUGUAAGUUUAAGCAGAAAGUCAUUUUUGUACAUCUCUCAUACUUCUCUAUGAAAUGAUUAAACAAGAAGCCAAACCCA
This is a messenger RNA of Echinops telfairi (small Madagascar hedgehog), 1916 nucleotides long. It is a transcript of the gene TMEM107, whose product is annotated as transmembrane protein 107. Gene Ontology annotation, biological process: non-motile cilium assembly; protein localization to ciliary transition zone. The transcript has 5 exons. Bases 55 to 411 code for a protein of 118 amino acids. Gene Ontology annotation, cellular component: MKS complex. The record is from RefSeq and is a predicted model, not a curated record. NCBI's taxonomy places the organism in Eukaryota, Metazoa, Chordata, Mammalia, Afrosoricida, Tenrecidae.